UUGCAAGCUUCAACGCCUUCUCAAAAUUAAACGCUCCGUUCGACUAUUUGUCCUGUUGUUUUCAUUCUUUAUCAACACUGGGUGAUACGAACUUGUAGAAAGUUACAUAUCGCUUGCAGAAUUGAGCCACUUUCGAGCUUGAGAAUCAUCCGCUUCCACUAUGGCCGCCCAGGGUUCCGAGAGCAUCAACCUUGAGACUCUUGAUGCUCAGCAGCUCAGUCAGGUGAAAAAGCAGUUGGAGGAGGAACUGGAGCACUUGACAAACUCCUUCGCCCAGUUGCACAGCGCCCAGGCCAAGUUCAAGGAAUGCCUUCGCUGCGUCAAGGCACGCCCUGGAUCGAAAGAAGGGGAAAAGUCUGUGCUAGUUCCAUUAACCAAUUCUCUCUACGUGCGUGGGGAACUAUCAGACCCUAAACAUGUCAUCGUCGACGUCGGGACUGGUUUCUAUGUUGAAAAGGACACCGAGUCAGCUGAGCGCUUCUACGAAGCGAAGGUACAGCAGCUUCUCAACAACAUCCAGGACCUUGAGGUCAUUGUGCAGCGAAAGACAUCGAACGUACGCAGCGUUGAGGAUGUAUUAAGGCAAAAGGUUAUGCAAAGUCAGGCAGUGUAAUGUAUAGUUUUUAUUAGUCUAAAGGCCUACACCUAGGCAUCCUAAUAGGUUAAAUUUCCUAUUACUUAAACCGUUAAAAUAAUUCUCUUUUAACUUAAUAUACA
Molecule: messenger RNA, 717 nt
Organism: Colletotrichum destructivum
Lineage: Eukaryota; Fungi; Ascomycota; Sordariomycetes; Glomerellales; Glomerellaceae
Product: Putative prefoldin alpha
Exons: 5
Coding region: 161-613 (150 amino acids)
Biological process (GO): RNA polymerase III assembly; protein folding; RNA polymerase II core complex assembly
Cellular component (GO): prefoldin complex; cytoplasm
Source: RefSeq, a predicted model, not a curated record